AUGAACCGAAUCAAAGCACCUGGUGGGGCGCCCAAUAUCCACACGCACUUUGUGCUUCUUCGAUCCCGAGCUUUUUCUUCCACACAAAAAUGCAUGGACUAUCCUGCGCACGACAACCCCUCGCCCUACGAGAUCUUUGGCAUGGGCCCGCACAAUCUCAACCAAAAGGCCCUCAAGCGCGAGUACUACAUUCUGGCGAAAAAAUACCAUCCCGACUCCAAUGGUUCGAGUGAAGAAACCGCAGAUUUGACCAAGGAGAUCAAAGAUGCGCGGUUCCGAAAGAUCUCCAAUGCCUACGAGAUUCUCAAAAACCCCAGUAGACGACACGCCUACGACAGAUUUGGCCAGGGCUGGGAGGGAGCUCGUCCGGGGCCCUACGGUCAAGAUGGCGCCACUUCGAACCUGUACAACCAGGCCUCCACCGCUACAGCUGGCCAUGGACCUCGGUACUCGACCCAAUCGGACGGGUUCUGGGGCGCCUCGGGAUGGCAGGACUAUGAGGAUUUGCGUAACCACAGCAGCAAGGCAAAACAAAACGAGAACACGACCCUCAUCGGCAUGGCUUUGGUCGUGGUCGCGGUGGUAGUUACUUACUUGCAGAUCAAACGAAUCAUCGACGUGAUGGAGGACCAAUAUUUCCGAGUUAAGGAGCAGAACAAGAAGCUGGAAGACUCGCUGUUCUGGGCCCGAAACAAUUACGGAUUUGCACAGGGCAAGGACGACCGAGUAUCUCGGUUCCUGGUCAUGCGACGAAACUCGCUGGCCGAGGAAGGAGACUACAUGGAGGCCCAGCUGAGUGAAGACAACUGGCGACGGCGAAAGAUUGCCGAAAAGCGAGCCAAGCAAGCAGAAGCGGCAGCGGCAGCAGCAUCCAACGGUGAAGAAGUGCAUGGCAAGCUGGAUGCUACUCCCGAGCCUCCGGUCCGUCCCCCUCCCACUGCUCUCGAGGUGGUGAAUGCCUUUUCCAAGUCUGAGCUCAUUUCCAAGGCCGUUUCUCUGACCACCAAGGAUCAGGUGGUCUCCACAACGUCGGCUGUUUUUACAGAUUCACUUCUGACGUCCAUCCAGGGUGUGGAUAAAGAGUAG
Yarrowia lipolytica CLIB122 is the source of this 1086-nucleotide messenger RNA. RefSeq lists its product as uncharacterized. NCBI's taxonomy places the organism in Eukaryota, Fungi, Ascomycota, Dipodascomycetes, Dipodascales. The record is from RefSeq and is a predicted model, not a curated record.